Messenger RNA from Dicentrarchus labrax (European seabass), 2609 nucleotides. RefSeq names its product chondroitin sulfate N-acetylgalactosaminyltransferase 1-like. Lineage: Eukaryota; Metazoa; Chordata; Actinopteri; Moronidae. Gene Ontology annotation, cellular component: Golgi cisterna membrane. The transcript has 11 exons. Gene Ontology annotation, molecular function: glucuronosyl-N-acetylgalactosaminyl-proteoglycan 4-beta-N-acetylgalactosaminyltransferase activity. Bases 763 to 2367 code for a protein of 534 amino acids. The record is from RefSeq and is a predicted model, not a curated record.
CUCACAGGGAUGGAAGUGAACACUGGGUCUGAUGUGGAAAAAGAGAGUGGAGAGCUGAAGAGAGGGAGGUGCUGGGAAAAGGUGGAGACUGAGAGGAAAAGAGAUGGGGGAGUAAGGAGGUACUCAGACCUGAGCAGGACAGCGUUCAGUUGGGCCACUUCAGCAAAAUGUUGUGUUGUCUUUUAAACUAAAUGUUUAAUAUGGAUAGGUAACCGUCUCUGGGCUUUCCUGCAAAACUAAGCUCCAACGCAUGGUUGAGAAACUCCUGAGAUUAAGAGCAGGAAGCAGGAAGAGACGAGCAGUUCAGGAUUAUGGACAUUGCAUCACAACUUUCCUUUGAAAUUCACAGCAGUUGCAGCCAACCUAAACCUGACCAGCAGUCCAACAGCAACGAGAAGACGAAGGAAUGGUAAUGAAAUAAGCUGCUCACACACAUCAGAACAGGACUGUCAAGGGACUUUCAGCGCUCUGGUGAUGAUCUCUGGUCCUAAACUGUCCUGUGACACAAACACAUUGGUCCAAUAUUUAAGAGAAAUGAAUGUUUGGACACCGUGGGAAGAUGCUGCCUGAGGAAGUGACAGAUAUAAGGAUGACAUGAGAAAACAAGAGGACAUCUUCUUUAAAAGCUGUAAUUUUUCACAUCUAUGGUUUAGGAACUAUGGGUUGCUGUGCUUUUUGUGGAUGCAUCUCCACGUGACAAGAGUAAAGUUAUGAUUUUAUAAGCCUCAAGUGUUUAAGGAUUUUUAAAAAAGACAAUCCACCAUGUUUAAACGGUGGCUUUUAGCCUUGUUGGCCCGUGUCGGCCUCAUUGUACUGGGCCUCUGCUGUUGUCUGUUCCUGUUCUACCUCCUGGCCUGUAAACCGACGUCUCGCAGCAGCCAGCAGUCUCUGCUGUGGUCUGGAGGGGCCACCAGUAAAGAGGGAUACAUGGCCUUGUUGCAGGAGAGGGAAGACUCUCACAGACAUUACAUCAACAGCCUGACGAAGCAGAUAGCCCAGCUAAAAGAGGCCCUCCAGGAGAGGACGCAGCAGCUCCAGGAGUCCCUUGACAAAGCUAAAACAAAAGGGAUUCUGCCUCAGGGUCUGGAGAGUCUGCACAAAACCCCCACACAGUCUGACCUGAGGGAGUUCUUCCGCUCCCAGCUGAACCAGGCGGAGGUGAACUCAGGUGUAAAGCUGCCCAGUGAAUAUGCAGUGAUUCCUUUUGACACUUUCACCCUGCACAGGGUGUACCAGCUGGAGACGGGGCUGACCAGGCAUCCGGAGGAGAGGCCUGUGAGAAGAGACCGCAGAGACGAGCUGAUUGGCACAGUGGAAACAGCUCUGCACGUCCUCAAUGGACCUCAACAACACACAGACAACACCAGGCGGAAGCACACAUACUCCCCUUCAGACUUCAUAGAGGGGUUGACUCGUACAGAGCGGGACAGAGGAACAGUUUAUGAGCUGAUGUUUAAAGGCGACGGCCCACAGGACUUCACACGACUCAUGCUCUUCAGGCCGUUCGGUCCCGUGGCGAAGGUCAAGAGUGAGACUCUCGACAUGCGCAGCAUCCUCAUCAACAUCAUCGUACCUCUUUCCAAGAGGUCAGACGCAUUCAGGCAGUUCAUCAACAACUUCAGAGAAGUGUGCAUCCAGCAGGACGGCAGGGUUCAUCUCACUGUGGUCUACUUUGGUCGAGAUCAGAUAGACCAGGUGAAAGCCAUGCUGGACCAGACCACAAGAGAGACUCGGUUCAGGAGCUUCACUUUGAUCCAGUUGAAUGAGGAGUUUUCUCGUGGGCGGGGCUUAGAAGUGGGUGCCAGGGCUUGGAGGCGGAGCCAGAACGUCCUGCUCUUCUUCUGUGAUGUUGACAUCCACUUCACUGCUGACUUCUUAACUUCCUGUCGCCUCAACGCAGAGCCUGGUAAAAAAGUGUACUAUCCAGUGCUGUUCAGCCAGUACAACCCAUCUAUUAUCUACCGUAAUCACACAGUCCUACCCUCUGUUCAAAAACAACUGGUGAUGAGGAAGGAAACUGGAUUCUGGAGAGAUUUUGGGUUUGGAAUGACGUGUCAGUACAGGUCUGAUUUCCUCAACAUAGGUGGUUUUGACCGUAACAUCAAAGGCUGGGGGUUGGAGGACGUGCACCUGUACAGAAAGUACCUUCACAGUAAGCUGAUGGUGAUUCGAUCUCCGUCUCGAGGCCUUUUCCACUUGUGGCAUGAGAAGAACUGUGCGGACGAGCUCCCUCCAGACAAGUACAAGAUGUGCAUGCAGACCAAAGCCAUGAGUGAAGCCUCGCACAGCCAGCUAGGGGAGCUGUUCUUCAGACGGGAGAUUGAGCUUCAUUUGAACGCCCAGAAGCAGAAGAACAGAGGAACAUAAUGAGGACAGUUGAGUUGGGGUUAGCAUUGAGAUAAUAAGAUCUUGUGAUGUUAUUAGUCACUGUUAUGUAUGCGCUUGUUCUGGUUUUCAUGAUCAUUUAUGUAUACUUACAUUAACUGUUCAGCUACAGACAAAAGGUGAUUUACUAUGAUUAUUGUUCUCCACAUGGACACAUAAGCUUGUACAAAAGAAAACAAAUAAUUGCUGAUAUUUUUGUGUCAAUAAAAGAAUGACCUGUAUGA